GUGGCGGGCGGAGCGCAGGAGAGGCGCGCGGGGCUGUGCGGCGCCGCCUCUCCCCGGGGCCGGGCGGGAGCACAGCCGGCCCGACCGAGCGGCUGGAGCGGGGAGCUGCAUGCAACCGGUGGGAGGCCGGGCCGCUGCUCGCCGCGUCCCCCGCGGCGGCUCGGAGCUGGCAGGCGGAGGGUCGUCUCCCGCGCCCGCCUGCCCGGCGUGGUCCGAGGAUGCGGGGGGGCGAUGCCCGGGGCCAGGGACGCGCUCUGUCACCAGGCGCUGCAGCUGCUGGCCGAGCUCUGUGCCCGCGGGGCCCUGGAGCACGACAGCUGCCAGGAUUUCAUCUACCACCUGCGGGACCGCGCCAGACCCCGGCUCCGCGACCCAGAUAUCUCAGUGAGCUUGUUGACCCUUGUGGUCACUGCCUGUGGCCUCGCUCUCUUUGGUGUGUCUCUCUUCGUUUCUUGGAAACUCUGCUGGGUUCCGUGGAGGGAACGUGGCCUGUUCUCUGGUAGCAAAGACAACAAUCAGGAGCCUCUUAACUACACGGACACAGAGACUAAUGAGCAGGAGAACAGUGAGGGCUUCUUAGACCCUCCCACUCCCUGCCCUGACUCCUCCAUGAAGAUCAGCCACACCUCCCCUGACAUCCCCCUCUCCACCCAAGCUGGGGGCCAGGAAAAUUGUGCCCAUGGUGUUCGUGUACAGCGCCAAGUCACAGAGCCAACCUCAUCGUCUCGGCAUAAUUCAAUCCGAAGACAACUCAACUUGUCAAAUCCUGACUUUAAUAUCCAGCAGCUUCAAAAACAGGAACAGUUGACUGGAAUUGGUCGAAUUAAACCCGAAUUAUAUAAGCAGAGGUCAUUGGAUAAUGAUGAUGGAAGAAGGAGUAACAGCAAAGCCUGUGGGAAACUGAACUUCAUAUUAAAAUAUGACUGUGACUUGGAGCAGCUCAUAGUGAAGAUUCACAAAGCUGUCAAUUUGCCAGCCAAGGACUUUUCUGGGACUUCAGAUCCUUAUGUCAAGAUCUAUUUGCUUCCUGAUAGGAAAACAAAACACCAGACUAAAGUUCACAGAAAGACCCUGAACCCUGUGUUUGAUGAAGUGUUUUUGUUUCCAGUUCCCUACAAUGACCUUGAAGCACGGAAGCUUCACUUCUCUGUGUAUGACUUUGAUAGGUUUUCUCGACAUGACUUAAUCGGCCAAGUUGUGGUGGAUCACUUCUUAGACUUGGCUGAUUUCCCCCGGGAAUGCGUCCUUUGGAAGGAUAUCGAAUAUGUCACCAAUGACAAUGUGGAUCUGGGAGAGCUGAUGUUUUCCCUCUGCUAUCUCCCUACUGCUGGCAGACUGACCAUUACCAUUAUAAAAGCAAGGAAUUUAAAGGCAAUGGACAUAACAGGAGCCUCAGAUCCCUACGUGAAAGUCUCACUGAUGUGUGAUGGCAGACGACUAAAGAAGAGGAAAACGUCCACAAAGAGGAACACUCUGAAUCCUGUUUACAAUGAAGCCAUAGUCUUUGACGUCCCUCCUGAGAACAUUGACCAAAUCCACUUGUCCAUAGCAGUCAUGGACUAUGACCGUGUAGGUCACAAUGAGAUCAUCGGCGUGUGUCAAGUAGGCAACGAAGCUGAACGGUUGGGCAGAGACCACUGGAAUGAAAUGUUGUCAUAUCCACGGAAGCCUAUAGCACACUGGCAUUCCCUUGUGGAGAAACGAUGACUAUGCUUAGAGGACGGCUUGUGCCAAGGACACAGUGGAACAACCAUCUUGCCAAGAUCUUGAGUAACUUUUCCCAACCAACAACACCCAGACAACUCCAGUGACCAAAUGUUCAGCUGUAACCACAGCAAUAACUGGCCCUCUUUCCAGAUUGGGUUUGGUGACCGAAACCAGCACAGCCACUUCCAGAGGCCAUAGGUGGUGGGUGUGCUGUAGGAGAAGCCUGUCUCUCAUGGCCAAGAAUCAAGACUGAACUCUGGAAGAAACCACCAGACACAGUGAG
This is a messenger RNA of Sorex fumeus (smoky shrew), 1990 nucleotides long. RefSeq names its product synaptotagmin 9 (gene SYT9). The record is from RefSeq and is a predicted model, not a curated record. Gene Ontology annotation, cellular component: membrane; dense core granule. The transcript has 7 exons. The coding region runs from base 232 to 1707 and encodes 491 amino acids. Gene Ontology annotation, biological process: cellular response to calcium ion; regulation of calcium ion-dependent exocytosis; regulation of dopamine secretion. NCBI's taxonomy places the organism in Eukaryota, Metazoa, Chordata, Mammalia, Eulipotyphla, Soricidae. Gene Ontology annotation, molecular function: calcium-dependent phospholipid binding; calcium ion binding; SNARE binding.